Beta vulgaris subsp. vulgaris (sugar beet) is the source of this 2644-nucleotide messenger RNA. RefSeq names its product probable pectinesterase/pectinesterase inhibitor 51. The transcript has 3 exons. Gene Ontology annotation, biological process: cell wall modification. Lineage: Eukaryota; Viridiplantae; Streptophyta; Magnoliopsida; Caryophyllales; Amaranthaceae. Gene Ontology annotation, molecular function: pectinesterase inhibitor activity; pectinesterase activity. The record is from RefSeq and is a predicted model, not a curated record. The coding region runs from base 239 to 2005 and encodes 588 amino acids.
UCUCUCUCUCUCUCUUAUCCCGUGACUCCAAAACUACCAAAUACCAUCUUCACUUUUUCUAUUCUUCACUCCCCCAUACUCUCUUCACAGUCAUCUCCCACAAAAAGUAAACAAAAUCACAGAUCACAACAUCAAUUAUCAGCCACAAAACCCUAAUUUAAUCCUAUUCACUCUCCAUUAUCAUUAUCCUCCCUAUUCCCUAAUUAUACAUUUCCGCCUAAUCUUAAUUUAAUCCUAUAUGACAACUCCUCUCUUUUACAAUUCUAACAAAAAGUCUAUAAAUGCCACCCCAUUUUACAACUCUUACCCCAAUUUUAAACCCCACAAUAAAUACAAUUACAAACUCAUCUUCUUCCUUAUUUUUUCCAUGGCUUCCUCCCUUUUUUUCCUUUAUUUUUUCCUCCUUUUUUCUCUCUCCUCUUCCUCCCAUCACCAUCACAACCACCAUCAUGUUAGUUCCGCCGAUGUUCAACCACCUGUUGCUGCAAUUCGACAAGCGUGUAAGGCAACUCGGUUUCCUGACACGUGCCAGUCCAUGUUAGCCCAACUGGGUUGGGCCAAGCCGGACCCAAGCCCGGUUGAUGUAAUUCAGUCUGCCCUUCAAGCUUCGGCCCAUAGUCUCAAAACGGGCCAGUCCAUGGUCCAGAAUAUUCUUGACUCCUCGGCCCAUAACCUCAAUCGCUCUCGUGCCGCUAAAACGUGUCUUGAGGUUCUCGGGAACUCCGAGGUCCGUACUUCCGCCGCCGAGGAUGCUCUCUCACGUGGCAAGCUAAGGGACGCACGUGCAUGGGCUAGCGCCGCACUUUGCUACCAAUAUGACUGCUGGUCAGGUCUCAAGUACGUGAAUGGCUCGUCGGAGGUGAACUCGACGAUGUCGUAUUUCGACACCGUGUUGAUCGCCUCCACCAGCAAUGCGCUCAGCCUGCUACGAGCACUAGACGCGCUGGGUCCCAACCCGGCGGCAUGGACACCGCCCCGCACAGAGCGGAACGGGUACUGGGAGCCUGUUGUCGGGGGGACCGAGUUUAAAUUCGGUUCGCUUUUGAGUUACACUACGGAGGUGGACGUGACGGUGUGUGGUGGUGGAGGGUGUAAGUACGGGAAGAUUCAGGAGGCGGUGGACGAGGCGCCGGAGAAUUUGGAAGGAGGGAAGAAGUAUGUGAUCAGGAUUAAGGAAGGGGUUUAUGAUGAGAUAGUAAGAGUGCCGUUUAAUAAAAAGAAUUUGGUGUUUUUAGGGGAUGGCAUUGGUAAAACUGUCAUUACUGGUUCGUUAAACACUGGCUUGCUGGGGAUCACUACAUAUAAUACUGCUACUGUCGGUGUCCUUGGUGAUGGAUUCAUGGCCAGUGGCCUGACAAUUCAGAACACGGCGGGGCCGGACGCCCAUCAAGCUGUAGCCUUCCGUUCAGACAGUGAUUUCUCCUACAUCGAAAACUGCGAGUUCCUUGGUAACCAGGAUACCAUCUACGUCCACGCCCUCCGGCAACUUUUCAAAUCAUGCCGUAUUGAAGGAAAUGUCGACUUCAUCUUUGGGAAUGCAGCUGCCAUCUUCCAGGACUGCACCAUCCUAAUCCGUCCCCGCCAAAGCAAACCUGAUAGUGGUGAGACCAAUGCUAUAUCGGCCCAUGGGAGAACUGACCCUGCUCAAACCACAGGGUUUGCCUUUCUGGGGUGCCUCAUAAAUGGAACAGACGAGUACAUGAAACUGUACCACGGCAAGCCUAGCAAGCACAAGAACUAUUUAGGAAGGCCGUGGAAGUCGUAUUCUCGGACUGUUUACAUCAAUUGCACUAUGGAAGCUCUCAUCAACCCUAGUGGAUGGCUUCCAUGGAGUGGUGAUUAUGCACUUUCUACUCUUUAUUACGGGGAGUUUGGGAAUUCCGGUUUAGGUGCGGAUUUGUCUAACCGAGUCCCUUGGAGUAGACAAAUUCCUGCUGAACACAUCUCUACCUUUUAUGUACAGAAUUUUUUACAGGGUGAUGAGUGGAUCACGACAGCUUCUUGAUUUUGACGAGCUUUAUAAAUGUUGUUAUUGGAAUAUAGUAGUUGUAGGGAAGAUGAUGUACUUGCAUCUCAUACACGUCGUUGAAGUUGAAAUAUCACAGUUUUAGGUGAGAUUGAUCCUUCGGCUCGUGACAUUCCUUAGUCUCAUGACAUGUCUCUUCUGAUUGGAAAGGGAAAAAAAAGAAUUAUACAAGUUGGAAAGAACUUCAAGCAUAUUGAAGCAGAAGAAUCUAAGUUUUGAUGUGUUGGGCUGUUUUGGUAUUAAUACUUAAUACCCAAACAAAUUCCUCACCAAGAGGCAUAAGGAAUAUGGUACAUCUAGACGACAAAAGAACACUUGCAACAUUAGCUCCAUAAGAGUUGAGGUGUUCAUAUACUACAUAGUAAUUUGACUGUGAUGCUCGUUUCUGUGUGAGCCUCAUAGUAUGUUUAAUUUUUCUUGUAGCAAUGGUGUAAGAUGUUUAAGCUGGAAAUUCAAAUUUCAAACAAAAAAAAUUCGUAGCUGAAAGACCUACUAACAGUGCAAAACAGUGUUGCUGCCGAGGGUGAGUUAACCCUAUAUGAUGUCGGUAAAAUCUAAGGGUUGAAUUAGGGGAUAUAUUUACUUCAUGAAUGAGUAUGUUGCAUUUUUUUAUUAUCA